AUGCGAUGCGCGAGCAAGGCCGCUGAGAGCGCGUCCGCACGUCUCUGUGCGGACGCCGAAGCAGGAACCGCUGCAACCGAUGUCUCAUCGGUUGCUGAAGCGACCCAGCCUGUGUCACUUGGUGAUGCAGGCGCUGGUCAUGAAGAUACUCACGUCUUCACAGAGUACGAGCUCGGUGUCUCGUACUCUCCUGAUACGGAAGACGGAUCCGUAUCGACGGCGAUUGAAUCCAAGCCGCCUGCCAAGCGUGGCAUGAACGAUGCUUUGCGUCGCAGCAUCUUUGGUUCAUCUGAUGAGUCAGAUGAACCAUCGCCGAAGCGUAGGCGCUCGAGGUCGCGAGACUCGGGCGCUAAUAGUGGUGUCGGUUCUCCUAUGGACACCACUACACAGCGAGGUGCCAGUACUUCUGUCGGCACGUCGCAGGAAGAGCGGGACCGCAAUGUCUUGCGUCUCGCUCCUGAGAAGAAGGCAUGGAUGCCUCCCAAAUCAGUCAUGGAUCACUUGUCGGCGACGACGAGUGAUCGUUAUCGAACACGGUUGUUCGAUUCGUCAAGGAUCCAUCACCUUGACCCCAGUGCGAAAAACUAUCGCGCUGAACAUGAAUUCUUCAUCGAUGCUUUCUUAAAACAUCGAUGGUACAGUGGGAAUCACAAGCGUGAUGGUCCCUCACUGCUUCAGGCAUGGAACGCCUACAUCCAUAACCUUGAGGAUGUAGGUCGUGACGCUUGGAACGACAAGCUUAUCAAAGCUCGUGAUAAGUUUGAAAAGCGAACCCCGACAGGUGCACGCUACAAGCUGCAUCGUCUGUCAAGGGAGAAAGGGUUACCCUGCCUCUCUUGGGGAGACUCGUGCCAUGUUGUGUGA
Messenger RNA from Peronospora matthiolae, 864 nucleotides. Lineage: Eukaryota; Oomycota; Peronosporomycetes; Peronosporales; Peronosporaceae. The record is from the annotation of a GenBank genome assembly.